GUGACUAGGAUUCUGGUACAAGCAAUGAUCAACAUGGCGGCUAUAACUGACUGGAUCAGUGAAGAAAGAGCUCUCACGGACACUUUUAACCGCUUUGAUACAGAUUUCUCGGGUGAAUUAACAGCAGAACAACUAAAGGAGCUAUACUGUAGCAUACAAGAUGGCGGGAUAAGUUUACCGCAAGUGGAAGCGUCAAUAGAUGCCGUUUGUGCGGCCGAGACUUGCGACAGGCAAGAACUUUUUGAUGUUCUCAACGAAAUGGACCGGAGGUAUUUUCUCGUUCGCGACUUGCAAUGGGAAUUUGCUCUGUUGGAUAGAGAAAAUAAAGGUACCAUUAGUGAAAAAGAUGCAAGGUUCGUAUUUCAGGCUGUUCACGACGAUUUUUUCUCGCAUCGCCGAUGGCUUAAAUUCCUCCGUAGUCGCGCUGCUCCCGGUUCUGGAAUCAGCUUUGCAGAGAUCGAAGUUCCACUUUGCGAUAUACCGACCAUGGAUUGGCUAGACGAAGAAAAACAAGAUGAGGGCAGUGCGAAGGAGGAGGCGUUGAAACGUAAACAGGAGAAAGAGAGAGCUGAGGAAGAGGCGAGGAAAGCCGCCGAAAACAAGGCGAAGUUAGAGAAAGAAGCAGCGAAGAGGAGGGCAGAAGCGGCAAGGAGAAAAGCCGACGCAGAAGCUGCUGAGAAAAAGGCCGAACAAGAAGAACUGGAAAGGAAGGCAAAAAAAGAAGAGGAGGAAAGAAAGCGUCAGAGGUUGGAGGAAGAUGCGAAGAGGCUCAGCGAGGAAGAAGCAAAACAAAGAGAAGAAGAGGAGAGACUGAGGCAAGAAGAAGUUAAGAGGUUAGAGGAAGAAGGGAGGAAGAGAAGAGAGAAGGAAGAAGCAGAACAGAAGGGGAAGAAAGAGGAACUACGAAAACAGCAGGAACUGGAACGAGAAAAGGAGGAAAGAGAAAGAGAAGAGCUGGAACGAAAGCAGAAAGAGGAGGCUAUGGAGGCUGAAGAAUUAGCUGAGGAAGCAGAAGAAGCAGAAAGAGCAGCAGCAGAACAAGCUCGUUUAGCAGCUGAAGCAGCAAAGGAAGCAACAGAUGAGGCAGCAAGGAAGGCUGCUGAAGAAGCAGAAAAGAAAGCCCUAGCUGAAGCUAUGGCAAACAAAGAGAAGAGAUUGCGUGCCAACUUGAAGGGGGCUGUGAAAUCAAGGAAGGAAGAAAGACUGGAGGGAUCCAUCAAGAAUGCCAAGAGUGCUAAAAUGCCAGGUUUGAAGAAUGACAUUGAUACUGCAGAAAACACUCUUAAGGAUGUCCAAGCAGGGGAAGCCUUAAAAAGUGCAAUAAGACGCCGACAUCUGGGUGAUCUGGAGAAGUCAAUGGCUCAUAUUCGCUAAAAUGGCUGGGAGAAAGGUUGGGGCAUUGAACUCAAAGAAGGAGAAAAACUGGCAAACAGGUUAAAGCGUCUUGAGAAACUGAAAGCAGAAAUUAUGGAACUGAAGCAAAGUGUAAUAUCAGAGAUCAGGAGUUAUGGGAAUCCCCCUCCUGCAGUCCAUAAGGUUAUGAUUGCCACAUAUCUGCUGCUGAGCUAUCCUGAGAAGGAGUUGCUGAACUGGAAGAACAUGCAAGCUCUGCUUGGCAAGACGGGCAAAGAAGGUUUGAAGCGGCAAGUCACAUCCCUAGAUCCAUUACGUGUGGACAUGAAUAAAGCUGACUAUGCUUUUGACAAGUAUCUGAGGGAGACUGAUUUGGAGACAAUCAGAGAUACAAGUGCUGGGGCAGCCACAUUCUAUGUUUGGGCAACUAACAUGAUAGAAGAAGUCCAUUCUGUUGCUGAGCAGAAGGAGAAACUGUUGGAAGAAGAAAAGAAACGAAAAGAAGAAGAAGCUGAAGAAGCAAGGAAGAUGGCAGAGAGAAAGAAGGCUCGUGAAGCUGCAAAGAGAGGUGCACCACUCACUAAAAGAACAUCCCAGACACCUGCUAAAAAGAAUUCAGGAACUGAUCAAGGACGCAGGAUGUCAAGGGAUGAAACAAGGGGAAGAAGUAAUUCUAGGGGCAGAGAAGGGAGUAAGGAUAAUUUGAGCAAGUCCCCUGCCAGACCCGGUGUGGCACGAAGGGCCAGUAGCAAGUCUCCUGCUGCUCGUAACUAAUUUCAUAUAUUCAUAUGUUCUUGAAAUACAAAUCUUUUAAUGGCGCUAGUUCUUGGUUUGCUAAUCAUGAAAAAUUUAGCUCCAGCAUUUAAUCUCACCAUCAGCAAUUUGUGUCAAUUUCUGGGAUUCUGAAUCAUCUUCCUUCCUGUUGGGUAUCUUCUUACCUCCUUGUUGUUUGUCUACUGUGGUAAACAAUUAUCACAAGGUUUUAUUCUUUUUAAGAGGCAAUUCUUUGUGGUUUUCAAAAUCGCUCCAAGCAUAUGAUUCUUAUAAAAACUCGCAAUCACAAGACUUCCAAAGUCAACACAUCUUAAUAUGUAACAUGUAUUUGGUUAAUAUGGAAAGGUUAAAACAGCUUGAGAUAAGUCAACUAGUAAACAACCAAUCAUCAGCUUGAAACUUCAUCUUUGGAAGUCAAGUGUUUUCUCUGCUCAAUAUUUAUGAUAAGUGAAUCUGACAAUUAUCAUUCUUAAAAGAUGUUUUUUCAUCUGGUCACAAGGGUGGGAUUAAAAAUAAAAUCUGAGUUCCCUUGAAGAACGGAACCUCAGAUCUCCUUAUAUUAUAUGCUCUGAUGCUCUACCAUUGAGCCUUGGAGACUCUACAAUAAGCUGGGUUAUAAGUUCAUUCUAAGUAUCACACAGUGAGAGCAGAUAUAAAUAACUCUUACACCUGUGGAUCUCUUUGUUAAUAAUGAUAUUAAUGCUAAUUGAAAGUCUGUAAUGCAGGCCACAAUUCAGUUAUCUAAGGACUUUUUUCCCCUUUAGUUUCCCCAACACCUUAUUUAUUUCUGUAACCAAGAUGUUCAAAUACUACUUGAAGAAAGCAUUGUUUGCCCACACAUUUCUGGCUUGUUUAAAGAAGUCUCUAUACUUUGCAAUUUAGAGAGAAAAUGAAUUUUUGGCAACUUUUGUUGCAUAUUUUUGUAAUACAAAAUUAGAAGGCAAGAGAACUGUUUAUUUGCCUUUGUACAUAUCAGUACUGGUCCAUGUAAAUGAUAAAUUAAGAAAUAAGUUCAUAAGGAAUUGGUUUUUCAUACUUUGAUGGGUUAGUAACACAUACCGGUAGAAUUAUUGUAUUUGUUAAAUAACUUAUCUAUUGCAGUGUAAUAAUACAGACAUGCUCACUUAUUAAUGAUCCUACACUUUUCUACAACAAAGGGCCAUUGUUUGAAACCUUAACUUUUUAGAUUUGCUUUUGUAGGUGAUAUAUAUCUUAUCAGAUGUUUUGUUGUGUAGUAUCUUUGAGUAUUUUUACUAGUUGUGCCAUAAUUUGAUGCCCCUGUAGAGUACGUCAAAAUACAAACAAGUAAAAAUAAUCAGCGGUACUACACAACAAAAGAUCUGAAAGAGAUUUAUUAUCUAUCAUGCCAAAUUGUUAUUUCUGUGCAGGUGAAUUUCACAGGUAUUUCUGGAGUAAAAAUAUGGCGUGACAUUUGUACUCAUUUCGUGCAUUAUUUGUACUCUACAAAGUACAGUUGGACAAUAAACACCCUUUUCACUCUGA
Messenger RNA from Stylophora pistillata, 3630 nucleotides. RefSeq lists its product as uncharacterized. The record is from RefSeq and is a predicted model, not a curated record. Lineage: Eukaryota; Metazoa; Cnidaria; Anthozoa; Scleractinia; Pocilloporidae. Gene Ontology annotation, molecular function: calcium ion binding.